AUGUCAGAGCACAAACCAAGCCAUGAAGUCCAAGGAAUUGACCUCCGAGACAAGAUUGUAUUAAGGCACAGAUUUGGGCUGUGUAGAGUGAGACCACCGGUUUGCCUCCAUACCAGUUACUAUGCAUGGAAAGCCUGUCCAGGAGUUGGAAGGUCAUUCAGACUCCUAGGAGAGGCAGGGACAAUUCAUCCAAAGAGGCUGCUUGCUUUCCAUCCACCAAAGCGAGAAAAGAAAAUGCUAUCACACAGCUCCCUGCAGAAAGAAAGACAGGCGCAAGCCUCAGCCAUUAUGAGGGAAAUCCAAGGAAAUGAGUUGGAAAGCAUUGACUUUGGAAAAAAGAUAAGUGUGCCUAAGGACAUCAUGUUGGAGGAACUGUCUAUGCUAAGCAACCGAGGGGCAAGGCUUUUUAAGAUGCGACAAAGGAGAUCUGACAAGUACACUUAUGAAAACUUUCCAUAUGAAAUGAGGCCACAGACACAGACAAAUAUAAGUCAAAAUCAGAUACAGCAGAAUGGAAACACAGAAGGAAUUUCAACUGGAUCUGCACAACAGACAACUCCACAGACACCACCUAACACUCCUGAUCCUCGAAGUCACCCAAACCCAGAAACGAUUGCACCAGGAUACACUGGUCCACUUAAAGAAGUGCCACCAGAAAAAUUUAAUGAGACAGCAGUUCCUAAAUACUAUAUGUCCCCCUGGCAAGAAGCUAUUGUCAAUGAACCUGAACUACUGGAAGAUUUGUACCCCAAGAUGCCCACACCAGGGGAUACGAUGCUGCCUCCUGACUUCAGAAGUUUUAACAGGGCGGCUACUCCAUUUGGUGGGUUUGAAAAAGCAUCCAAGAUAAUUACAUUCAAGAUGCCAGAAUUCGACAUGUCACCUAUGAAUGACUUCACAUUUGAUAUGAUACCAAACGCCUUAAUGUCAAGGAAAUCCUUUAAUAGAGCACCUCAAGGAUGGACAUCUCAACAUCCCAACAUUAUAGUGUCCACUGACAUCCUCUUCAACCCUGAAGUUCCAGAGACUGAUGAUCUGUGAAUAAAAAUUGUUUUGUCCAGAAACUCUACUUAGAAAGCAAACUGUAUACAAAUAUACUUAACUGCCAUUUAGAAUAUUA
This is a messenger RNA of Rana temporaria (common frog), 1120 nucleotides long. It is a transcript of the gene MYOZ2, whose product is annotated as myozenin 2. The record is from RefSeq and is a predicted model, not a curated record. The coding region runs from base 1 to 1041 and encodes 346 amino acids. NCBI's taxonomy places the organism in Eukaryota, Metazoa, Chordata, Amphibia, Anura, Ranidae. Gene Ontology annotation, molecular function: actin binding; FATZ binding; telethonin binding. Gene Ontology annotation, cellular component: Z disc; actin cytoskeleton. The transcript has 7 exons.